Oppia nitens is the source of this 1603-nucleotide messenger RNA. RefSeq names its product arylsulfatase B-like. Bases 2 to 1603 code for a protein of 533 amino acids. Lineage: Eukaryota; Metazoa; Arthropoda; Arachnida; Sarcoptiformes; Oppiidae. The record is from RefSeq and is a predicted model, not a curated record. The transcript has 3 exons.
AAUGCAAUUUUUGUUAAUUUUGUUGUCAUUGAUCUCUAGUAUUGUCAACUGUCAACUCAAAAGACCAAAUAUUAUAGUUAUUGUUGCCGAUGAUUAUGGUUGGGGUGACAUCGGGUUUCACGGUUCUCAACAGGUGCGGACACCAAACCUGGAUUUGUUGGCCAGCAGUGGUAUUAUUUUGAACAACUAUUAUGUAUCGCCCAUAUGUUCGCCGUCCAGAAGUGCACUGUUGACUGGCUAUCAUCCAAUACAUACUGGUCUACAGCACGAUGUCUUAAAUGGUGGCCAACCAUAUGGUCUUCCUCUUCAAUAUAAGACAUUACCGCAAUAUUUAAAAUCAUUGGGCUAUCAAACCCAUGGUGUGGGCAAAUGGCAUCAAGGUUUCUUCCAAAGAUCAUAUAUACCCACUGAGAGAGGUUUCGAUACACAUUUCGGUUAUUGGACCGGACAUGAAGAUUAUUAUGACCGAACAUCACAAGAAAAUUGGUGGGGAAUUGAUUUCAGAGACAACGACAAGUUGGCAAAUCUUACCGAAUACGAGGGACAGUAUUCAACGGACAUCUAUACCGACAAAUCGGUGGAUAUUAUAUUGAGACAAACAGAGAAUACAUCGCAACCGUUAUUUCUAUACAUUGCUCAUCAAUCAGUUCACGCGGGGAACGGGAGGGAACCACUUCAAGCACCCGAACAAUACAUCGACCGAUUUAAACAUAUCAAAGAUCAGAGAAGACGUACUUUUGUUGCAAUGGUUUCAGCAUUAGACGACUCAAUGGGUAAAGUUUUCGCUGCCCUACAAAAAGCUGAUAUUUUAGACAACACUAUCAUUAUAUUUACUGCCGAUAACGGAGGCGCUACCGGAGGCGCGGAUGGAAAAAGUAUAGAUAAUAGUAUUGGCUCUAAUUGGCCACUAAGAGGUGCUAAGUAUACCUUAUGGGAGGGCGGCAUACGAGGCAAUGCUUUUAUUUGGAGUCCACUGUUGAAUAAACACUAUAUUAGUGAUCAUCUGAUGCAUAUCCAAGAUUGGUUGCCCACCAUAUACAGUGCCAUCGGUGGUAAUGUCCAGGACUUGGGUCCAAUUGAUGGCAUUGAUAUGUGGAAUGUAUUGAACAAUAAUCUGAAAAGUCCGCGAAAACAUGUUUUGCAUAACAUUGACCCGCUUUGGAAUGUAUGGGCGCUCCGGUAUAACAACUAUAAGCUAAUAUCGGGAUCGGUAUUCAAUGGCGACUUUGACGGAUGGUUUUUGCCGCCGGGAGAGUCAAUACACUUAUCACUAAACAACAGUAUAGCUCAUCAAACGUGUGAAGUGUAUAAAACUCUUAAACAAAUUAAUUAUAACUUUAAUGAACUAAUAAAACAAGUUGUAGUCAACUGUAAUAAGUCUCUAAAGAGUGAAUGUCAUCCAACAGUCAAACCGUGUUUGUUUGACAUUCAAUCGGAUCCGUGUGAAUACAACAACAUAUAUGAUAGAAAACCAGAUAUUGUCGAUCAUAUGCUAGUUGUGUUGUCUACUUAUAAUGCUAGUGCUGUCGCACCGGGCAAUAAACCGGUCAAUUGGAGAGCAAAUCCUGCGCUACAUAACUAUGUGUGGGAUAUCUGGAUGUGA